Messenger RNA from Acanthochromis polyacanthus (spiny chromis), 6097 nucleotides. RefSeq lists its product as uncharacterized. Lineage: Eukaryota; Metazoa; Chordata; Actinopteri; Pomacentridae. The coding region runs from base 520 to 1269 and encodes 249 amino acids. The record is from RefSeq and is a predicted model, not a curated record. The transcript has 3 exons.
AGUGAGGCUGUGGAGAGGGGGACUGGGAGGAAAGAAUUAGAAAAGAGUAGAGAGAAGGGACAUUGUAUUUGGCUUCACUAUGCUGUUGCAUCUGACAAAAAUACUACAGUGUUCAGAAAGUACGACCUCUUACUGCUCUUCUGUACUCUUUCUUCUCACUUUUUCCAUCUCUCACCACCUCUCCUUGUCUUUCUCUCUGUCUGUUUUCAGUCAGAGAGAUGAGGUUUUCUAGUAAACCUGCAGACAGAUUUGGAAACUGCUGCUUCUCUCACCACAUAAGGAAUCUGGAUAGAUCAGCCUGGAGCCAAACUACAGCUGCAUGCCACCUUUACAGGCACUAAGUCGUCUACGAUGAAGAAGGAGUGAGAGACUGAGUGAGAGAGAUAGGAAGAGGAGCUGAAACAGUGGAGAGAAGUCCACUAUUGUGGCUGGAGGAAGCUGACAAGGCUAUGAAAGGUUUGUCCAUCACUCUACAUUCAGCUCACUCCACUUGGUGAAGAUGUAGUCUCUUGAAUUUCUAUGGAGAUGUCUCUGAACACCAUCUCCUCAGCCUUGCUGCCAUGGUCAUUGUGCUUGCUGUUCUUCCAGACCCCUUCCAGUCAGGUGACAAGCUCUGUCCCAACAUAUGUCACUUCUCUGCCAGUCAAUACCACAUUGUUGUUCGAUAGCGGCAACCUUCGUAAUUGUAGCUGCUCUACACUGGUUCGGGACUGUGAUGAGACUCUAGCCAACUCGAUGUGCAGAUGCCACACGGUUCUACGCUCCUCCCUGUCCCCUGCUCAACUCAGAGAACCUGGACAACUCACUGUCUGGGUAAAGGAACUCUGGGUCCUAGAAGAGCUGCUAAACAGCAGCAUGGUUGGUCAUUUAUGGUUAUCAUUUUGUGGAAUAAAACCAGUAAACAGUCAGUUUUUGGCUCUGCUAGGUCUACAGACUCUCAGGAUACACAGCACAGCACCAAAAGCUUCCUACCCCAACCAGGAAAUUAUCGUCUCUCCCCCAGCAGGGGUUGCAGCAGAUCUGGAGGCCCACUCCUUUGACUUCCUCUCCUCCUUUCACAUGACCUUUCUAGAUGUAGCAGUGCUCAAUGGGCUCUCUGCCCUGAAGGUUUACAGUGUGGCCGGACCACUUGCCUCUGCCUUCUCCCAGCACUUCCCCCACUUGGCCUUGCCCUGCUCUCUGUUAUACUCUGCUGCUUCUGAUCCUGUGGAACCCAGUGAGCAAACUGCAGAACCUCUACAGGACUUGCUCAUUACAUUUGUGUACUAACAGCUACUCAUUUAAAGACCAGGUCAAGACCAAGGCCAGUUCUUCAGUUCAAGUAACAAAAGAAGUGCAGGAAUUAUAUUUUUGUUCUCCUUUGCAAAGGAAAAGUUGCACAUCUGUGUUUGUGGAAUAUAUUGCAUUUCGUAUGACUGGAUGCUCUGCUGUCAUUCUGGCCUAAAUGUGGAAUUGACUUGUGAUUCAGGAGAGGCUGAUGUAUUUGUCUACCUGAUGCAUUAUUAUCAAGGAAACAACUGACUUUGAUGUUUUACGUGUGCUACCUUCCUGCUGCUGUGAUUCUAUCCAUGAGCGGAAUUGCUUUAGAAAUUUCUACACCUAAAAUGUAGAUUGGCAUAAGGUUUAGGAAUGUUUAAACCGGCUAGUUUUCUAAUAUGUCAGAUCACAACAGAUCUGAUCUGAUUAGAAUCACAUCUUUGCUUGUUAACUUUCUGGAACAGCUGCACUUACAGGUGUAUUUACAUAUACAAAACAUUAUCUCAUAUUGUUCUGACAGUUCCCAGUGACAGAGGAGUGUUAUACAUGCACGUUCAUGUUCUAAUUUCAAAGGUUUGUUGCACUUGAGGCACCCAAUAAUUUAAUUUAACGAGUAAAUUUCUUUUUUAAAAAUAGAAGAAGUAUAAGUUGUAACUGAUGGCUUCAUUAAAUGGUUAAAUUAAUUAGUCUAAAUCCAGUCCUUUUUAGAUCACUUGGAAGCUAUUAAUUACCAGUAGUGGUUUGCUAGAUUGUCAAACAAGUCCAUUUGGCAGAUUGUUAAUAAUGCUCUUCUAAAUAUUCAUUAUCGACUGCUUAAUGGGAUCCCACUUUUUAAUUAGUUACUGUAUAAAGCAUUAGAAAUUAUUUAGUGGAGAUCAAUAAAGCCAAAAAUAACAGCUCAGACACCCUGUAUAAAAGGAGCCUCAUAAGGAAAUUGCAUCAAAUAGGUCACUAACAGCCAAACAUAUUUUAACAAUCUGGCAUCCCCUAACUUUUCAUUAUUAGUAACUUCAAACUGAAACAUUAGCACAUGAUUUAUUAACCACAAAUAAAAUCACUAAUUACAAAUGCUUUAUAAAUGGUGAAUUAGAAUUAGAAAGUGGUACCCAUAUAUUUUUGGAGACACAAAUGACUGUGUGGAAAAAUAGAUAUAGUAAAAGCAAAUGGUAAAUGGGUUGAGGUGUCACCAUGAUUCAUUAUUGGCAAAAUCCAACUGUUGCUUCAGUUUCUCAUAGUCUGCUCUUAAAUGGAGUACUUCUUGUAUCAAUAAUCUGCAGAUGUCUUUGUUAACAUUACUCUUUGUGGAUAAUGGCCUGAAAAUAUUUGUCAACUGUUUACUGUCUCCUCAACCUACAUUUGAUCCAGAUGACAGGUUGUGAGAAGAAGCUGGUUUUGGCAGACCUGAGAAAGUACCAAAAAUCUGCACAUUGUCUGUUUCUGAACCUUUCUGAUAAUGGUCUGAGGACUGAAAUUUUAUUUAAAAAUGUACAAGUGAUCUCCAGUGAGCAGGACUUUGUGAUCUUUUUCACAGUUACAGUCUUUAUGAAGACUUCCAGGAGAACAAGAACUAUAUGUGUUACUGAGUUACCAGCAUACUUGUCACCGAAAAUUGUCUGGUAUGAUGAGAUAUCAAUCAAACAUUUGAUAAAUGAUGGCGUAGUGGUAAGCACGUUUGCCUUGCAGCAAGAAGAUCCCCGGUUCAAAUCCCGGGGUGGGCCUGGGAUCUUUCUGCAUGGAGUUUGCAUGUUCUCUCUGUGCAUGUGUGGGUUUUCUCUGGGUACUCCGGCUUCCUCCCACAGUCCAAAAACAUGCUGAGGUUAAUUGAUGACUCUAAAUUGCCCGUAGGUGUGAAUGUGCGAGUGAUUGUUUGUCUGUAUAUGUAGCCCUGUGACAGACUGGCGAUCUGUCCAGGGUGUCCCCGGCCUUUGCCCCGAGUCAGCUGGGAUAGGCUCCAGCACCCCCUGUGACCCUAGUGAGGAUAAAGCGGUGUAUAGAGAAUGGAUGGAUGACUGUAAAUGUAUCAGCACAGCUGUGCAGACAGACUAUGCUCUGAUCUGCCUUCUGGAACAAUAUCUAAAACAACCCACAUGCUUGUUUUCUGUGAAAGAUGAGAUGUUUAAUUCUUGCUGUAAAGUGGGUGUUGGCUCUUUCUCCUCUGCUCUCAUUCAGGUGUUGUCACAUAUUACAGAACACCAGGAUAGCACUGACAGCAGGGAGGAGGCCUUUGACUGGACCUGGAGUUGAGUUCUUAUACUUAACAUGCAGUAGACCUGACUAUUUCAAAUUUUCAUACCUUUUUUGAUAGUUAAUAUUAUGUUUUAAUUAAAUGAUUCAUUGUUAAAUUGUGUUAUUUGAAAUUAUCAAAAAUUAACAAAAAUUGCAUCAAAGGGUAGCAUUGUUUCUGUGACACAUUUGAGUCCAUCAAACAAGACUAUAUCUAAUGAAAAGUGAACUUUACAUAAUAUGCUCUUUCAGUAACAUUUUGUGCCUUGUGUUACACCUGCUACAUGUUAAAAUAGUAUACAGGACAGUGCAAAAAAGCAGGGUGUACUGUGGCAGCUGACUGCAGUGAGGGCUGGCUAGAACACUAGUAGAGAAUCUAAAGUUGGGUCAGAGCCUGCACCAGAGCUGAAUAAUGCUAUUUUGUCUGAGAGGAAGCUCUAGGUGCUUUGUAUUUUAAAACAUAAAUUAUAGUAAGUACUGACUGUUGUCAAGAUAUAAGAACAACAGCUGAAAAAAACAUGAUUGUAUAAAAAGAAAAGACAAAAAUAGAGAAGACAAGGACUGUGUCAGUAUGCUGUGGUAUGAGCCAACUGAGAGGCUCAGUAGGCUCACUGUUAUGAAGACUACAUUCUGCUGCUGCGUUUUUCCAGCUGGUCUUAUUGAAUGCAGAUGGCCUAAUAAAACAAGCUGUUUUGAAACAGGUUAAAAUGGACGCCCAAUGAACAAGAGUCCCACAGUUAGGAUCCUCUGUUACUCAGCAACAAAUCUUACUCUGUUUGGAUAAAUAUAUUAAAAUGAUGACUGUGACUCUGUUGACCUGGAUGAGUUGUGCAGUUUUUAACCCACCUAAAGCAAUGUUAGUGGGGCUCUGUAAGGGAAGAGUGGGACAUCAAAAGAGGUAUGCCCAAAAUCCAUGAUUUAGUACAGCUGGUUGUCAGAAGUUCAGGAAAGAAACACGUUUUUGUUUUAAAGUACUCUAAGCAAAUGAGAGUAGAGUUGGAAAAUCAUUUGGGAAAAGAAUGCAGUUUUGCUCCUCUAUGAUUUCAAGCUCUUACUCUUUCUCAUGCCCUGUAAGAAGGUGUGUGUGUGUGUGUGUGACCUGAUCCCUGGUAGUGGCAGAUACUUCUCCCUUUCCUCCUUCUCUUUCCUAGGUGGAUGUGUGUGUGAAUUGUGGUAUAUGGACAGGUGCUGCCAGUUGCAAUCAGCAGAGCUGGUGCACAAGCUGGUGGGAAUGAUCACUACACUUAUCUCCCAUAAAGAGCCAGACACUGCCACUACUUGUUGCUGGAUUCUAAUGAUACCUCAUACCAAACUCCUGCCUGCUAGUCUAGUCAAUUCUUCUGCACCUGUUAACCUUGGAUCACUGGAUUCUCUCCUCAUUGCUGCUUCACCGUCAAGAUUCCUGGCUUUCCUGCAUCUGCUGCGGCACCUGUCCAAUGACAGCGGCUACAGCCUUGCCGCCCGGCACCUUCGCCUGCCUCACAUCUCCGGCUCCCCUUUCAGCUAUGUUUCCCACUCACUUUCCGAGUCUGUUAAGUCCUAGUACUCAGAUUCCUCAGUAGUCCUGAGUUAACUACUGUUUCUGUUUAAUUUCAUGACUUGGUAGCACCAUGUAUGGGUUAGUUCAGUUUUCUAUCCUAGUUUUGUUAUACUAGUCUAGUUCUCCCCAACAAAUCUCUGGAGUGAAAAAUCUGCCAAACAAAAGAGUGAAAGUGUUAAAUUAGUGCAGUUUAUUUUUUAACUCUAACUCCAGCUUGUGUUGACUGAUGCUGUCAGUAUGUUUCGGAGUGCAUUCGGUGGGUGUUCAGGAGCCUAAUUAAAAACCCUCCUGGAGUUCAUGUUUAACUGUCCAUGACUCCAACCUGCACACAACAAGCUGAAACUAAACUUUGUAGUGAGGUAAGACUGAGCCUUUUUUUUUUUGCACUUUUUCUUAACUCUUAAAAAUUUGCUAGGUACAGCUUGCAUAGGGUUUUUGUUGAAGUUCAUACACUAAGUAUGCUUCAGGGCCAUGCAGAGGCCUUUGGAGGGGCAGGUGCUCAAAGAUAAAGGGGGCACAUGGAGCACAAAUUUGAAACAUCCCUUACAAUAUAACUGGCUGAAUUGUAGUAACCCAUAUUCACAUAGUAUGUAACAUGGAAACAGUGGCACAAGGGUUAAGUGUCUGGACUUACUGAUCAGGAGGUCAGUAGUUCAAACUCUGAUGUGGCCAUCACCGAUAUCAUCGGCCCACUUGCAUAAAACUCUUCAACUAGAAGCAUUCAUAUCCAUUAAUGAGUUUGAGAGUUCCAUAAAGAAUAUAGUGGAGGGGGAAUGUCAAUGUUUAUCUUGAGAGAUUGCUGUCAAUUUGUUUUACUGUUUAUUUGUGUGUCAUCUGUUUAACAUAACUUUAAAAUUUUGUAUGACUGCUUCCUUGGCUAGGUCUCACUUGCACAAAAGUUUUCUAAUCCCAAUGGGACUCCCUGGUUAAAUAAAGGUAAAUCAAUUAGUAUAGAAAGUCUAAGUGGUUGGUUUUUAGUUUCACAUAAAAGCAAAUACCUACUACUCAUCUUAGAAAUAAUGCAAUAUGCUGUAAUGUGAUACUAAAGAAUUUGACAUUAAAGUGAUAUUGCAAAUG